Messenger RNA from Rotaria sp. Silwood2, 648 nucleotides. Lineage: Eukaryota; Metazoa; Rotifera; Eurotatoria; Philodinida; Philodinidae. The record is from the annotation of a GenBank genome assembly.
AUGAACAGUGAUAAUCUUUCAUUACAAUAUAAUACUGUUGGAACGUAUCAACUUAUUAAAUUACAAGUUACACCAACUGUGAUGCUUAUUAGCUGGUUAUUUUUUAAAGCACAUUAUCCGAUACCAAUAGUUCUUUCUUUUAUACCAGUUCUCGUUGGAACAUUAAUAAGUACUUAUUAUGAUUUACAAUUUAAUAUGUUUGGUCUUUUCUGUGCCCUUACAUCUGUAUCAUUUACUGCUAUUUAUCAAAUACUUGUUGAACAUUAUCAGAAAGUAUAUAAUUGUGAUGCAUUACAAUUAUUAUUUUAUCAAGCACCACUUUCUGGUUUAUUACUUUUAUUUGUUGUACCAUUUUUUGAACCUUUAAGUAGUUUGGAAAAGUUUAUAAAUUAUGAUAUAAUUAUGCUCAUAUUAGUUUGUGGUAUUAUUGCUUUUUUUGUUAAUAUUAGUAUUUUUUGGGUUAUUGGUAAUUUAUCUGCUGUUGCUUAUAAUAUGAUUGGACAUUCAAAAACUUUAUUAAUUAUAUUUGUUGGUUCAACUUUAUUUCAUGAAUCACUUAAUCAACAGCAAAUGUUUGGAUUAGGCUUUACAAUGAUUGGUGUUUUUAUUUAUUCUUAUUUUAAAUAUAUUAGAAAAAUUACGAAAUAA